GAAUCCACAACCCAUCAGAGUGCACAUGCUCUAGGUGCUGUGCUGCUGCAGAGAAAAACGUCCGUGCGUACUAUACCCAAUUUUCAUCGAACACUAUCGCGUUUAUUGUUCGAAAAAAACGGUGUUGUGAUGUGCUGAAACCCCCUUUUCAAAAUGAGACACUAUUUACGAAAACUCCUGGCUAUAUUGACCGGAUCGCCGUCCGAAUAUUCAAGGUUGGGUUCGACGAAGAAAACGAAAAUUUCAAGGGUUGUUAACGUGUUUACGAAGAAAAAGAGUGAGGUGUUUUGAAGAUGGCCGCAAAGUCUUGAAUUAAGAUUCGCAUUAUGGGGGAUGAUAGUUCACCGGAUCUGAGCCUGAAGCUGAGAAGGGGUUCUAGCGAUUCCAGGGACUCGUUCUACUUGGAUUUGGACAAAGGAAUUGAUUCGGAUAUCGAGGAGGUGGCAACAACAUCAGCAGCCGAUGGGGGUGAUGUUACUGCUACCCCAACAAUUACUGGGGGGUUGAGUAUUUUACAGGAAACUAGUUGGCCAACUAUUCCACCCCAGAACAUGAGUGGAGGAAGUAAGAGCACCGCUGAAGAGCCCCACAUGACUUCAAUGGCUUCUCCUUCUGGUAUUAUUGCUUCAGCAGAGUCCUUCAGCCACCCCUCAUACCCAGCACAGUUUGACAAGCAUAGCGUCAAGGUUCAGAUCCAUUCUUCAACAACGAAGGUUGAACCAUUGGCUGUUACUCCGUUGAAUCUCUACACCCCCUACAAUUUGAACAGGAGGCUGUCAAGGGUUGAAAAACAGAACGAGUGGCGGCAACUUGGAACAGACGCCCUAACAACAACACUGUCAGCCCUGUACGGAAAGUUGCUGGUGGUUAUGGGAACAGCUUUCCCGAUGGCUGAAGUAAUUUCCACUUACGUCCCCCCCUCCUUCUACGAAGCCUACUACAUAUAUCUUUACUGCGGAAGUAUGCUCUUUCUGUUUUACAUGUCCUGCGUCAUCCUCAGGGAGAAAAGGAAACGGAAGGAGGAGGAGAUGAAGGAAAAAGAAACUACGAAGGAUUGCGAGAGUACUAUUUCAGGAGAAGAAUCAGAUGAAGCCAGUGGAGAAUCUUUGAGUACUGUAUCUUAUAGACAUCGAAAAACAUCUUCGCCUAUCGAAGAUCCCAAACAGCAUCACUAUGGAAGUUUUUAUCUUCGAAUGGGGGCUGUCGCUUUCGGCAUCGGGAGCAUGAUUUAUUCUGGGUUGGAAUUUGGACAAUAUUUCGAAUUAGAAAGUAACACCAAAUGCCACAAUAUUUUCAUAGCACUCACGCCUAUAACCAGAAUGGCGUUUAUUUUUAUACAGAUGUAUUUUAUAUUCCUGAACAACGAACAGAUGGGGUUUUGCAAAAGCAAAGUGAUGGCAAAAUUCGGCCUUAUGCACAUGAUUGGUACAAAUCUAUCCGUCUGGCUCAAUGUGCUCGUUCAAGAAACCAAACACGAAAUUUUAACCUUCUACAAUCCCGAAAAUAACUCUCUGAGGAUAUCCCACAGGAUACCCUACAAAAGCGAUAUACUUCUGGGUCUUCCAGCGGUGAGGAUAGAUCAUUCUCCUGAAGUUCACGGCCAUCAUAUCGUAACUAGAGGGUUGAAAGGUCCUCAUCAUUUAUACGAAUGUAGGAGAACUAACAUCAUUGGAUCCUUAGUUCAAGAUGCGUCCCCGUUUUUGUUCCCUUGCACUAUAGAAUACAGUUUGAUAUGUGCUGCCAUUUUGUACGUGAUGUGGAGGAAUAUUUCGAAGCUUCCCGUUCUUGGAUCGGCAGCUAAAGCAAAAGAAGAAGCGCUGACCUCGUACAAGAAGAGUCCGCAUCAUUACUCUGUGGACUGCGCGAGAGCCCACAAGGGUCUGUUCGUGGGUAUACUGUUGUUAGUCUUAACCAUUAUAUCUCUCAUAUUGUUUUUCGUUUUGAUAUCACGGCCUGAGUUUGUUGGUUUGGCUGUGGUCGAAGUUAACAUCUGUGAAUUGACAAUAUACGGUUUGACAACUUUUGCGUCACUUAUAGGCAUGUGGCAGGUGCGCCAACUGAAAUAUGAUGGAAGCAAAAAUUUGCACUUGGAUAAUAUACUACUGGUCGGUGCUCAAACUGGUAUGUUUAUAUACAGUACGUUCACGAUAAUUGGCGGACAGUUCACGAUACAGCGGAAUACGGUGUUGGUUCUAGUGACCGCACUAACAUCACUGUUGCAAACCACAUGUCAAACGAUAUUCAUCCUGGACGCAUCCAGAAGAACGUGCGCGACCUCCGAACAGAUAAAGAAGAAGCCUGGAAGACAGAUUGUUACUUUUCUUUUAGUGACGAAUUUGGCGAUGUGGGCUAUAAAUACUCUGGAGAAAUCUAGGGCUGAGUCUCAUCCUAUUCAGUUGCAUUUUUACGGACUCUGGGCUUGGACCAUAAUAACUCAUGCGGCAAUGCCUCUAGCUAUUUUUUACAGGUUCCAUUCGACUGUGUGCUUAUGCGAAAUUUGGAAGAGAGCGUACAAAAUGAAACCCACAUAUAUGUGAGAUAAAUGUGAUUGUUUGAUAAGUGAUUAUUUUGACGAAAAAUAAUAAUUUUCACUUGAAGUUUCCGGACAAAUUUCUUGUUUCCAUAUGCCGACAUCCCAUUACUUCAGUGAGGCAAGGCAAGUUUGAAAAAGAAGAAAAGUAAAGAUUGCACAAAAAUUAGGAAACAUUAAAUUCUCUAUUUUUGACAAAAUCUCUCGUGAGCCAUUGGUUAUGUUCAGUUUUUAUGGAUUAUAUUACAUAUUAUAACUGUGCAAAAUUUAUUUAUAAUCUCGCCAUUAUGAUGUUAUAUUUCAAACACUUAUGAGAAGGAUUGAACUCUUGAAGUCAGAAGUAGCUAUUAACUUCCUGGAGAAGAAGUUUCAUAUUUUAUGUAAGCAAUCACCAUCUCAGACCUGUGAAACCAGAAGACUGAAAAUAUUUUUUACUGUAAAAAAUGUGUUGAAGUUAAAUUUGAUACUUAUUUUAAUUUUUUCUUUAAUAUUUAUUUACGAAAGGAAAACAGAAAAUAUAAAAUAUUAUUGUGAAAAAUAUUUCACACAGAAGAAAUGAAUAGUGUGACCUGGAUAUUUACUUUAAUUUUUGAAAAUCACUUCAGUGAACCUAUUUUACAGAAACAGCGAUUUUUUUUUGAGCUCUCAUCUCAAUAAUUUCAUGGAUAAUUACAUAAACUUUGAAAUUAUUCAAGAAUUUCAUUCAGAAAAAUUUGUGAUUAAUAUUGAUAAUACGAAUUUAAUAGUCUUUUAGAUCUACUAGUUUUUAAUAUGGUCAGAAUCACUCAAGUUGAAUAUUAAUGUUGAUUUCAAUUAAGUAUUUUCCAAUAAUUAAUUAGGGUGCUCCAUGGGCUCCCACAUUUCAAGGGGU
Harmonia axyridis is the source of this 3401-nucleotide messenger RNA. RefSeq names its product proton channel OtopLc-like. Gene Ontology annotation, molecular function: proton channel activity. The record is from RefSeq and is a predicted model, not a curated record. NCBI's taxonomy places the organism in Eukaryota, Metazoa, Arthropoda, Insecta, Coleoptera, Coccinellidae. Gene Ontology annotation, cellular component: membrane. Gene Ontology annotation, biological process: proton transmembrane transport. The transcript is spliced from 7 exons. The coding region runs from base 327 to 2537 and encodes 736 amino acids.